CCCGGAAGUACUUGGAUGGGAGACCGCCUGGGAAUACCAGGUGCUGCUGAUCAGGCAGACGCCGUCACUUUGGACGGAGGGGACAUCUACAUUGCUGGACUGAACAACAAUGGCCUGCAGCCCAUUAUUGCUGAGGACUACGACACCUCGGCGUCGGACACCUGUUACUACGGUGUUGCUGUGGUGAAGAAGGGCACUACAUUUGGCCUGAGAGACCUCCAGGGGAAGAAAUCCUGCCACACUGGGUUGAAUAAAUCUGCAGGCUGGAACAUCCCCAUCGGAACCCUGGUGUCCAUGGAUUUGAUUCAGUGGGAAGGCAUUGAAGAUGAAGCUGUUGUCAAGGCUGUGGGCAACUACUUCGGCCAGCUGUGUCCCGGGGCCACAAGGCAGCAAUCUGUGCCAACUCUGCAGGGAGACUGCUCCAAGUCUCACACUGAGCCGCACUACGACUACAGCGGAGCCUUCCAUGUGUCUCAUUGUUUUUGCACACUUUCAGAGUCGGAGAAGGCCAACUACGAGCUGCUGUGCAAAGAUAACACCAGGGCGCCAAUAGACGACUAUGAAAAAUGCCACCUGGCCAGAGCACCAGCCCACGCUGUUGUCAGCCGCAAGGACCAACAGCUGGCUGGAUUAAUCUGGAACAGCCUGACUUCAGUACAGGGCUUUGACCUCUUCUCCUCUGAAGCCUAUGCACCUGGCAAAAACCUGAUGUUCAAAGACUCCACCAAGAAGCUGGUGCAGCUGCCCCCAAACACCGACUCCUUCCUGUAUUUGGGUGCUGGAUAUACCAGCAUCAUCCGUUCCCUUAAGAAAGAGCCAACAGGCACUCAAUCCACUGCCAUUAAAUGGUGUGCCGUGGGCCACGCUGAGACGGUCAAGUGUGACACGUGGAACGGCAACAGUGGUGACGCCGACCCCCAAGUUGAAUGCGAGACUGCCCCUACUGUUGAAGAGUGCCUGAAAAAGAUUAUGCGUAAAGAGGCCGACGCAAUGGCAGUGGAUGGAGGACAGGUGUACACCGCUGGGAAGUGUGGUCUUGUUCCUGCUAUGGUGGAGCAGUACGACGCAGAUCAGUGCGGCGUCCCUGGAGCCAAGGCCUCCUCUUACUACGCUGUCGCCGUGGUAAAGAAGAGUUCAGGGUUGACCUGGAAAACCCUGAAGGGCAAGAGGUCUUGCCACACUGGCGUCGGCAGAACUGCUGGCUGGAACGUCCCCAUGGGUCAAAUACACAAAGAGACUAACGACUGUGACUUCACCAAGUUCUUCAUCAGCGGCUGUGCCCCCGGCUCAGACCCCACCUCUCCGUUCUGUUCUCAGUGUGUCGGCAGCCGCAAGAUUAAGGAUGAUUCCAAGUGCAAAGCCAGCGCUGACGAGGAUUACUACGGCUCCACCGGCGCCUUAAGGUAGGAUGGCAACAGUGCA
Molecule: messenger RNA, 1422 nt
Organism: Pseudoliparis swirei
Lineage: Eukaryota; Metazoa; Chordata; Actinopteri; Perciformes; Liparidae
Product: serotransferrin-like
Exons: 11
Coding region: 16-1407 (463 amino acids)
Biological process (GO): antibacterial humoral response; iron ion transport
Cellular component (GO): early endosome; extracellular region; plasma membrane
Source: RefSeq, a predicted model, not a curated record